CUUACAUGCCCAUCCCCAAGAAGACCCCUUAGAGCACACACACGCACACACUCCCAAGGGCUUUUUGCAUAGAACUUGAACACACUUACAGGAGCGGUAAUAUAUUUGGGACAAGCUUAUUUUGGUGGCUUUUUUUAGAAAGAAAAAUGGCCAACUCUGGAAUUCAGCUUUUGGGCUUUUUCAUGUCCCUGAUUGGCAUCGUGGCCCUGAUUAUAGGUACCAUUCUGCCCCAGUGGAAGAUGUCAGCCUACAUUGGGGACAACAUCAUCACGGCCGUGGCCAUGUACCAGGGACUGUGGAUGUCCUGCGCCUUCCAAAGCACCGGGCAGCUUCAGUGCAAGAUCUACGACUCCAUCCUGCAGCUCGACAGCUCUCUGCAGGCCACCAGGGCGCUGAUGAUCGUGGGCAUCAUCGUGUCGGUUGCGGGCCUGGGCGUGGCCUGCAUGGGCAUGAAGUGCACCACCUGCGGAGGGGGCGACAAACUCCGCAAGGCUCGCGUUGCCAUGACAGGGGGCAUCAUCCUGCUAGUGGGAGGACUGUGUGCCAUUGUGGCGUGCUCUUGGUUUGCUCACAACGUGAUCCGGGCCUUCUACAACCCCUACACCCCCGUCAACACCAAGUUUGAGUUUGGCGCCGCCAUCUUCAUCGCGUGGGGCGGCUCCCUCCUGGACGUCCUGGGCGGCACGAUGUUGGCUGCCUCCUGUCCGCGAAAGAAGCAAGCGUCCAAGUACCCGUCCAUUGCUAGCUCUCGCUCCGCGCCUGGAAGCAGCAAUAAGGAAUAUGUCUAAAUAUGCCCCCCUCCCUCCCUAAUUCUUAUUAUUGUUAUACAAAGAGUCAAAGUUUUUAUUACUGUAUUAGUUAAAGUGGGACUUUUUUCCUCAUGUGUGCCUUUAAUAACUUCUUGAUGAUGACUCAGCACUGUUUCACACAGUCCUAAUAUCCCAGUGCUACAUGACAACACACUGGCAAGAUGCAAGACCAUGCAUGCAUCUUUCGCAAUCCAAUUUGAGUCAAGCUUUUGUAUGACUUAACUUUAUUUUUUACAAUAUGCAGAGGUCCAUUAAAAAUUGAGCCGCGGGCCGAAAAAAGCCCCCUGGCCGCACUUUGGACAACCCUGGUGUAGCCACAUGCGUGUAAUAAGCCACUAGGAGAUCAAAUGGGUUUGCAACUAUUUAUUUUUGCCAAAUGUAGGAUGACUUUUACACUUCCAAGAUGGAUUUUUUUUUUACAUUACAUACUCUGCAUGUAUAGCAUAUGUUUGUGUCAAAAAUAAAGGUUGUGCAACAUUAUCCAUGGUGAUGUAAUAAAAAAAAAUG
This is a messenger RNA of Dunckerocampus dactyliophorus (ringed pipefish), 1316 nucleotides long. RefSeq names its product claudin 7a (gene cldn7a). Gene Ontology annotation, cellular component: bicellular tight junction; plasma membrane. The transcript has 4 exons. Lineage: Eukaryota; Metazoa; Chordata; Actinopteri; Syngnathiformes; Syngnathidae. Gene Ontology annotation, biological process: cell adhesion; bicellular tight junction assembly. Gene Ontology annotation, molecular function: structural molecule activity. The record is from RefSeq and is a predicted model, not a curated record. The coding region runs from base 147 to 788 and encodes 213 amino acids.